Messenger RNA from Colletotrichum orchidophilum, 1305 nucleotides. RefSeq names its product CS domain-containing protein. The coding region runs from base 1 to 1305 and encodes 434 amino acids. Gene Ontology annotation, molecular function: protein-folding chaperone binding. Lineage: Eukaryota; Fungi; Ascomycota; Sordariomycetes; Glomerellales; Glomerellaceae. The record is from RefSeq and is a predicted model, not a curated record. Gene Ontology annotation, biological process: protein stabilization. The transcript has 2 exons.
AUGUCUGAAUACACAGCUGGCGCAGCCGGCAUGACCGCCAUCGAUAAGAAAGACUGGGACACGGCUAUCAUCCAGCUCUCCAAGGCUCUCAAGGUCACAAAGUCCCCCAAGUGGCUCAUUGGCCGCUCCAAGGCUUACAUCGGCACCAAGGAUUUCCGCCGCGCCCUGCGCGAUGCCGAGCUCGCCUACGUCGCCGCCGCCGCCCGCAACAACCGCGCCUUCAUGGCCGACUCGCAGUAUCGCCGUGCCGUGGCUCACCUUCGGCUCGGCGAGCUAGCCAACGCCGACAUCUGCGCCAUCUGGGCCCAGCGCAUGGCCGAGGGGAAGAACAUGGCCAACCUCAGGGCGCCGGAGGUCGACGACAAGGGCUACGCGCGGGGCACUAGAACGGCUCUGCAGAACGAGAUAACGGCUGUCCGGCAAACGGAGGAUCCGGCGCAGAGUAAGUUUGGCGCUAUCUGGAACACCAUUUGUGCUCUGCGAUUGCAAAUCCUUGGCGGCUUGGAGAAGCUUGCCGAGGACGACGAGAAGCGAAAGGUGACUGUCAAGUUUGCGCCGGAUGUCUCGCUCGAUGCCCCCGACCAGGACGAGGUAGAAGAGUUCACCAAGGAGGAGAUUGAGGCGGCCAAGGCGGAAGCGGUCGCGAAGCCGCAGCCAAAGAAGGAGGUGCGCGUGGACUUUUUCCAAAGCAGCGCCACUUUGACGGUGUCUGUGUUUGCGAAGAACAUCCCUAAGGAUGCUUUUAAGGUCGAUUACGGCGAGUCUGAGAUCAGCAUGUCGCACAUUCCCGGCCAUGAGCCCAGUUACACGAUCCAUCUCUACAGCCGCAUCGACCCGGCUAGCUCCAAGCACACCGUCACCGCGAAUAAGGUUGAGUUUCAACUCAAGAAAUUAGAGGCCAGCAAAUGGCCCACUCUGCAACGCCCCGCCGACAGCGCCGCUGCUCACGUUGCCGAGGCUUCGAUACCCAAGAAAUCCAGCUCCCCGCCGCCGCCGGCCGCCGCCGGACAAACUACCGCAGCCGUGGCCUCCGCCCCGGCGUACCCGACGUCUUCCAAGUCUGGCCCCAAGAAUUGGGACAAGCUUGAAGGCAUCGACGACGAGGACGGAACAGACGGGGGAGAUAUCAACGCAUUCUUCAAGACGCUGUACAAGGGCGCUUCGCCCGAGGCGCGACGUGCCAUGAUGAAAUCCUUCACCGAGAGCAACGGUACCUCGCUCAGCACCGACUGGGAUGACGUUAAGAACCGCAAGGUCGAGACCGUUCCUCCCGAGGGCGUCGAGGCUAAGGAGUGGGAGUCUUGA